Molecule: messenger RNA, 2104 nt
Organism: Photinus pyralis (common eastern firefly)
Lineage: Eukaryota; Metazoa; Arthropoda; Insecta; Coleoptera; Lampyridae
Gene: pix
Product: ATP-binding cassette sub-family E member 1
Exons: 9
Coding region: 131-1957 (608 amino acids)
Biological process (GO): translational termination; translational initiation; ribosomal subunit export from nucleus
Molecular function (GO): ribosomal small subunit binding; ATP binding; ATP hydrolysis activity
Source: RefSeq, a predicted model, not a curated record
GUUCUACUACAAUCUUCAACAGAGUGCUCCAAAAAUUGCUAAAUUCGCGUCGUUCUCUUUACCCUCAUGGACUUCCACAUAUGAGACGGUUUAUUUAUUAUUUUUAUGUGAAAUAAUCACAUAAAGCAAAAUGUCUCGUAAAAAGAACGUAGAAGAGACUGACAAGCUUACUAGAAUUGCCAUAGUCAAUUCUGAUAAAUGUAAGCCGAAGCGUUGCCGACAAGAAUGCAAGAAGUCAUGUCCGGUCGUGCGAAUGGGAAAGCUAUGCAUUGAAGUGGCCCCAAACAGUAAGAUCGCGGCAAUUUCGGAAGAGCUGUGCAUUGGUUGUGGUAUUUGUGUCAAGAAAUGCCCCUUUGAAGCUAUAACAAUUAUCAACCUCCCCAGCAAUUUGGAGCGAGACACAACUCAUCGUUAUGGCAAGAAUUCUUUUAAACUGCAUCGGUUACCCAUCCCUCGACCGGGCGAAGUACUGGGGUUGGUAGGAACGAAUGGUAUUGGAAAAUCGACCGCUUUAAAAAUACUGGCGGGCAAACAGAAGCCGAAUUUGGGCCGUUUCUCUGAUCCGCCAGAUUGGACGGAGAUUUUAGCCCAUUUUCGCGGUUCAGAAUUGCAAAACUACUUCACUAAAAUAUUGGAAGACGACCUGAAGGCUCUAAUUAAACCUCAGUACGUAGAUCAGAUUCCUAGGGCAGUUAAGGGAACCGUUGGGCAGUUGUUAGAUAAAAAGUCCGAAAUGGAUAAUCAAGAGGAGAUUUGUACAAUGCUUGACUUGAAUGGGAUAAGAGAUCGGGACAUUAUCAAUUUAUCGGGCGGUGAGCUGCAACGUUUCGCCUGCGCAAUGGUCUGCAUUCAAAAUGGAGACAUUUUUAUGUUUGACGAGCCCUCAUCGUAUCUAGAUGUUAAACAGAGAUUAAACGCUGCGCAAACCAUCCGGUCUUUGCUCCAUCCCGAUAAAUUUAUAAUUGUCGUCGAGCACGACUUGAGCGUCUUGGAUUACUUGUCGGAUUUUAUUUGUUGUCUUUACGGAGUGCCUGGAGCGUACGGAGUAGUUACUAUGCCCUUUUCUGUACGAGAAGGUAUUAACAUUUUCUUGGACGGAUUUGUGCCGACCGAAAAUUUGCGGUUCCGCGACGAAUCCUUGGUGUUCAAGGUGUCGGAUUCCGCAACCGAGGAAGAAGUGAAACGUAUGACUCAUUACGAAUAUCCGGUUAUGAGUAAAACAAUGGGAUCCUUCAAGUUGGAGGUGCAGAAGGGUCAGUUUUCCGAUUCGGAAAUUUUGGUGCUGCUCGGCGAGAAUGGAACCGGAAAAACUACCUUUAUUAGAAUGCUAGCUGGUAACUUGGAAGCGGACAGUGGUUCUGGUGAACUGCCCCAACUUCACAUCAGUUAUAAGCCGCAGAAGAUCAGUCCGAAAUCUCAGGGAAUUGUCAGGCAGUUACUGCAUGAAAAAAUUCGUGACGCUUACAUUCAUCCACAGUUUAUUACGGACGUAAUGAAACCUUUGAAAAUUGAGGACAUUAUGGACCAGGAGGUGCAGAAUUUAUCCGGAGGAGAAUUGCAACGUGUCGCGAUGACUUUAUGCCUUGGCAAACCGGCGGACGUCUACCUCGUCGAUGAACCCAGUGCUUACCUCGACUCCGAGCAACGUUUGGUAGCCGCAAAGGUGAUCAAGAGAUUCAUAUUGCACGCGAAGAAAACAGGUUUCGUGGUCGAGCACGACUUUAUCAUGGCAACUUACUUGGCUGAUCGAGUUAUCGUCUUUGAAGGACAACCGUCUGUUAGUACCAUCGCUCAUUCCCCCCAAACAUUGUUGGCAGGAAUGAACCGAUUUUUGGAGCUGUUGGGAAUUACAUUUAGAAGAGAUCCUAAUAAUUUUAGACCUAGAAUUAAUAAGCAGGAAUCUGUUAAGGACGUCGAACAGAAAAGGGCUGGGCAGUAUUUCUUUUUCGAGGAUUAAGCAUUUGUUUUUUUAAUGGUCAAUUGGAAACUUGUGUAUGAAAUACAUUUUUGGAGUUUAUAUAAAAUGCUUACUUUUAAGUGAAAAUGUUAAUUCCAUAAUAAUGACAUUUCUAUUCGUUUAAUAAAAAUAAUUUUUAAAAAAUUG